GGCCACUCCGAUCUGUCGCCGCUCGUGCCCGCUCGAUUAAGGGCUAUGAUUAAGGGACGUUUGCGCACUCCCGAGACACCAGGAAAUAUGGCGGCGCUCAUGAGUCUGAGUCAGUUAUCAAGUGGAAACCCAGCCUAUGAAAAUUAUUACAGACAGCUGGACCCGGGAAACACAGGCAAAAUAUCGGCUGGAGAUGCAGCUCAGUUCCUUAAGAAGUCAGGGCUGUCAGAUAGCACAUUGGGAAAGAUUUGGGAUUUGGCAGAUUCAGAAGCAAAAGGCUAUUUGGACAGACGGGGUUUCUUCAUUGCUCUGAGACUUGUGGCCUCAGCACAGGGGGGAAAUGAUAUCAGCCUUAACAACCUCAACCAAAACUUAGCUGCACCCAAAUUUAAAGACACUAACAGCCCGUUAUUAAGUGUUUCAACGACGGUACCUGACUCCCAGUGGGCAAUUAGGUCUGAUGAAAAAGGGAAGUUUGAGGGCAUUUUUGAGAGUCUGUCCCCUGUAAAUGGUCUCCUCUCCGGUGAUAAAGUCAGGCCAGUUUUGAUAAACUCCAAGCUACCUCUGGAUGCUUUAGGAAAGAUUUGGGACCUAAGUGAUGUGGACAAAGAUGGACACUUGGACAAAGAUGAAUUCACAGUGGCCUUGCAUCUUGUGUAUCGCGCCAUGGAGAAGGAGCCUGUCCCAACUACCUUACCCACUUCCCUCAUCCCCCCGUCUAAAAGGAAGAAGUUGGCCGGAACACUGCCAGGUGCUGUGGCUGUGCUGCCUUCUCUGUCUGGGUUUAUGGCUGGCCCAGCUCCUCUAAAAGAAUCACUGCGAAGCACUCCUCCUCCGGCCAGUGCUACUCUCUUCAGCACCAGUACUGUCAACUUCUCUCCUAAACACUCCUUUAAAUCCAGCUCACCGCCAGUGGUGAACUGGGUGGUACCGGUGGCUGACAGGGAGCUAUAUGAUGAGAUCUUCAAGAAAACCGACAGCGACAAUGACGGCCUGGUUAAUGGAACUGAGGUCAUAGAGAUCUUCAUGCAGUCCAGUCUCUCCCAGACAAUGCUGGCACAGAUAUGGGGACUCGCUGACACUAAACAGACGGGCAAGCUGACCCGGGAGCAGUUCUCUCUGGCCAUGUACCUAAUCCAGCAGAAGGUCACUAAAGGCACAGACCCGCCCUCCGCUCUAACCCCAGACAUGAUACCCCCAUCAGAAAGGACUGCAGCCUCAUCGGCGGUUCCUAGCUGUGUGGGGCUUAUGCCAGCUGUGAGACCUGAGCUUGUUGCAGUAGCUUAUAUGCGCAGAGACAGCGGCAGCUCCACGGGGUCUGGCGAGCUGACGGGCAUCAAAGAGCUGGAUGACCUCGGCCAGGAAAUAGCUCAGCUGCAAAAAGAGAAAUUCAUUUUGGAGCAAGAGAUCAGGGAAAAGGAAGAAACCAUCAGACAGCAAAAUAGUGAAGUUCAGGACAUGCAGAAUGGAUUGGACAGGGAGAGCUGCAGCCUGAAGGACCUAGAGUCACAGAAGCAAGAUGCCCAGGAACGUCUGGAUGAGAUGGACCAGCAGCACUCCAAGCUGGAGGGAAUGCUCAAUGACGUCAAGCAGAAGUGUCAGGAAGAGUCCCAAAGGAUCUCAUCUCUGCAGAGCCAGAUCCAGUCUCAGGAGACUGACCUCCACAGCCAGGAGGAAGAGCUGAGCCGCACCAAGACAGACCUGAGCCGGCUUCAGGAGGAGGAGGCCCUGCUUGAGCAAAGUCUGCUCACUGGUCGGGUCCAGCUGGACAGCAUUACCAAAUCGCUCAAAACCACUCAGGAAGAGAUCAACCAGGCACGCAGUAAGCUGUCGCUGAUCCAAGACAGCCAAAAGGAGAUGACCAAGACCAUUGAGCAGUACAACAGCGCUUUGAGCGACAUCAACGGAGGAAACUUCAGCAACCUGCCGGAUUUAAGUGAAGGGUUUGCUGAGAAGGAGAAUGGAGGUUUCAGAAGUGUGGAUGACUCUUUCAAGUCAAAGAUAGCCAUGUUCAACAACAGCAGUGCUAAGGAGCCUCCAGCGGACCCCUUCCAGACAGAGGACCCCUUCAAGUCCGAUCCCUUUCUAGAUCCAUUUGGAGGAGAUCCUUUCAAAGAAAGCGACCCCUUCAAAGGCAACUUAACUGAAGAUUUCUUUCAGAGAACGGACAAGUCUAACCUGUUUGGAUCGUCGGACCCCUUCAGUAGAAAACCCACACCACCAGCCAAGCCAAACGCCCUCACAGCUAACAGCCCAAAACCAGAUGUGUUUGGGACAGUGAGCCCCUUUGGAAGCGACUCUUUUGGAAACAAGGGUGGUGGAUUUGCCGACUUUAGUCAGAUGUCAAAGAAGUUGGACAACCCCGUUCCCCCAUCAAAGAAGAAUGUGCCUAACCGUCCUGCACCCCCCUAUGGAUCUGAAUUUGUCAAGUUUGGAAGUGAGAGCCAGAAGCUGGAGUGGGUCAAGCAGGAGAGCAAGCGUGAGGAGCAGGAGAGGCUGCGGAGGCUGCAGCUCCAGGAGCAGCAGGACCUGGAACUGGCCCUCGCUCUCAGCAGGGCCGAUAUGCCCAGCAUCUGAUCAGCCAUGUCCUACCACAUCUUUUUGUCUUCUUGCUUCUGCCUUACAGUCUUCUGUCCGCGGGCACAAGACAACAGCACCAACACUGACUUGCAGCCCCUGUUACCAAUUUGUGUAAUGGACCAGUGUGUCUCUAGCCAUGACUGGAUUUGAGUCAAACAACUCCACAUUUAGCAGCCAGUUAUGGUUCAUUGCUCCCAAACUACAUGACAACUAUAAUCAAGGACAAUACGGAGCCACUUGAUUUAAGCCUGGCUUCAUCCUGCAAGAACAUAGGGAUUUAACGCAACCCGAACCAGCAGGGUACUCCACUACAACCGACUUCUAGCUCCAUAUUUUGUGAUGGCUAAUCACCCUGCCUUACCCAAAAGCCUUUCUGUUGGAAGUACAAAUUAACUUGUUUUAUUUAUAUGCAAAUGCAUGAGUCUGUGGUGUAUGAAGUAUGUGUUUAAUGCACUGUAUAAACUGUUUUAUAUAACCUUUAAUUAAUAUUAGAAAAAAGAAAAGAAAUUUGUAUGGAAAGUCAAACCAGAUAUGCCAACUACUCUGUUGGCCUUAUGAUUGAGUUUGUCCCAUUUUAAUUUUUUUUUUUUUUUUUUCUUUUUAAAGAAACUUCUUUAUAUACUGUAAAUAUUAGUUAGAUGAGGGUUUUAUGUGCAAGCACUGGAACAAAAACAAAGCUUAGUGAUCAGAUUGUCCAUUGCGUGCUUUUGGUUUUUAUUUUAAUGUUACAACUGUUUCUUACCAUUUAUGGCUGCUUAUGAAAUAUUUAUGGCCUUGAAGUACAAGGAGUAUUGAAGAAAUAUUUUAAACCCUCAAAUGGGAUCUAUAUGUCAAAGUAGAAAUAUGUUUGGGAAUCCCUGCCACGCAUUUCAGUCCUAACAUAGCUUUGGUUGAAUACGAUGAAGCCCCAUAUUAGUGGUCGCAUCUUGCAAUUACAAUAUUUAAGAUGCUAAUAAUAAUCAUUGAGGUCUUCCUUUUUUCUUUUCUUUUUAAACACAAUUCAGUCCACUUGCAGCGCUGUUGAACCAUCCCUCUUAUAGCAACAGCUUGGGCUUGUCAGAUUGUUUAUCAUUGCCUUGUUGUUACGUCCAAACAACUUGCACUCCCACACAACUUUAAGCCUCUAUAAAAUGGAAGUUGUAUGAACCUACACUGUUAAUACUGGUGCUGUUUUAUGUUUUUUACUCAUUCACACUACCAUUGAUCCACAGUGACAUCUGCUUCCAAUUUUUUUGCUUUUCUCUCAAAAUUCAAAGUAACCGAUUGAUCUGUCUUUUUCUGGGAAGUGUUUCUGUUCAUUCUUAUAAUCCAUUUGGGCAACAUUUGUUAAAAUGACUUAAAAUAUUGCAAUCUUGUAAUUAUAUUACACUAAUCAGGUUUAUUUGGCACAUAAUGUAUGCACUGUAUAUUUCAGAGCUUACUGAACAUGUACAGAGUGAAAAUGCCUUAUUUAUCAACAUAUCAACAUGUAAUGUUGCACAGUAUGUAUGUGGUUAUAAAAAUCUCU
Etheostoma cragini (Arkansas darter) is the source of this 4087-nucleotide messenger RNA. RefSeq names its product epidermal growth factor receptor substrate 15-like 1. Gene Ontology annotation, biological process: endosomal transport; endocytosis. The coding region runs from base 46 to 2577 and encodes 843 amino acids. The transcript has 24 exons. The record is from RefSeq and is a predicted model, not a curated record. Gene Ontology annotation, cellular component: plasma membrane; cytoplasm; clathrin coat of coated pit. NCBI's taxonomy places the organism in Eukaryota, Metazoa, Chordata, Actinopteri, Perciformes, Percidae. Gene Ontology annotation, molecular function: cadherin binding; calcium ion binding.